Messenger RNA from Eutrema salsugineum, 567 nucleotides. Its product is annotated as 22.0 kDa heat shock protein. The coding region runs from base 1 to 567 and encodes 188 amino acids. The record is from RefSeq and is a predicted model, not a curated record. NCBI's taxonomy places the organism in Eukaryota, Viridiplantae, Streptophyta, Magnoliopsida, Brassicales, Brassicaceae. The transcript has a single exon. Gene Ontology annotation, biological process: protein complex oligomerization; protein folding; response to heat.
AUGAAGCAAAACUCUCUUGCUAUGUUAGGUCUUUUCUUACUAACACUUCUCCUCGGAAACAUCAAAACAACUGAAGGGUCCUUCGAUACUCCAGCCGGCGGUCUACUAUCUGAUCUCUGGAGAGAUCGGUUUCCGGAUCCUUUCAGAGUUUUGGAGCAAAUCCCAUUAGGUCUCGAGAGAGAUCAGAGCUUGGCUCUGUCUCCAGCGAGAGUGGACUGGAAAGAAAUUCCAGAAGAGCAUGUGAUCAGGCUCGAUGUACCCGGGAUGAAGAAGGAUGAGGUGAAGAUAGAAGUGGAGGAAAAUCGAGUUUUGCGAAUAAGUGGCGAGAGGAAAAGAGAGGAAGAGAAAGAAGGAGAUCAUUGGCAUAGAGUGGAGAGAUCUCAUGGCAAGUUCUGGAGACAAUUUAGGAUGCCUGAUAAUGUGGAUUUGGACACUGUCAAGGCCAAGCUUGAGAACGGUGUGCUCACCAUCACAAUCAAAAAGCUUUCCGCAGACAAAGUCAAGGGUCCAAGAGUUGUUGACAUUGCGUUCCAAGAAGAUCAAACUGGCAAACUCAGUUCUGCUUGA